AUGCCCAACUCGGCUUGGUGUGGCUCGAGCUCCUUUUUUGCAGUGCAGCAAGACUCGUUCAGCAGUGCAGCAGCGGUCGUCUUCCCUCCACCCCUAACAUGUUGUGGAACAGAAACACAGCCAGAUUGCCUACGUGGAAUCUGCAUUAUUGGUUCCACCUCGAAUCCUCAGCAAGACUCUUGCUUGCCCUGGCCUUGCCUAAGGGCUGUGGAGGCAUCAGCAACAGGAGGCACGAAGGCCAUGAUGCCCUCAGGCAUCCCUGAAUAUGCCCCAGUCCUUUCCGAGAAGGAGGCGACAGAGGCUUUGAAGAAGUUUGUGAAAAAGAACCGGACUCCCAAAGACCGGGCGAAAUUCAUGAGCACCCCAACGCCGAUGCCACCCUCAGAGGAGACUGGUGAGCUCCGUCCUGACGAGCGAGGGCCAGAACCCUCAAUGUCACUGCCUGGAACGAUGCCAGGCCUUGCCGAUGCAGAUGCAUCCUUGAAGAAGCUGGUUGAAGAGAAGCUCGUGAAGUUUGACAUCUUUGACUCCAUAGACGAGGAGCGCAUUAAGGACUUCGAGGCAGCCGCCGAGCGAAGCAAAGCACAGUCGAAUUACAAGGAGUACAAAGCCAAGAACAAGAAGAUCGACCCGAACAAGUUCGCGUCCGUGACUGUGGUUCAACGCAGAGAAGAUGGACACAGCGUGAUGACCUGA
This is a messenger RNA of Symbiodinium necroappetens, 696 nucleotides long. Lineage: Eukaryota; Dinophyceae; Suessiales; Symbiodiniaceae. The record is from the annotation of a GenBank genome assembly.